UAAAUUUUCUUGACCACUUUUCCCUUUACUUGCCAACACUUUCUUCUCCAGAUUUGACCUGUUUACAUUUUUGUUCUUUACUGGCUUUUACUGUUCUUUUUCAGAUUAGCCCAUUUGUUUAACUGAUCUUCACCGAAGCACUCAUGUUUAGUUUAUUAAAAAAAAAUUAUAAUCUCUUAAGUUUCAUCAGUUAAGUGGGUGGUGAUUUUUGGCGGCAAUUUCAAAAAUAAUAAAUGGGUACAAAAAUAUUUAGAGACUGAAACGCUUGUUUCAAGGGGUGGAAAGGGUGUUAAAGAGAAUAAAUUUGCAGAGUUUCUGGGAAUUCUAGGAGGAAGAGAAUAUACAUGGAUGCUUUGAUGUUGUGGAAGUAAGUUAUCAAGAAUAAAAGAAAAAAUGACAGUUGAGGAGCUGGAAGCUAAGGCUACUGAAAGGAGGAAUGUGUUAGUUGGGAUAAGAAUAGAUAGUCAUAGCAGAGAACUACUUAGCUGGGCUAUUGCAAAGGUUGCUGAACCUGGUGAUUGUGUUGUUGCUGUUCAUGUUUGUGGAAGUUCUGGCCAUGCUUUGAGAGACAAGCCUUUGUUGGAUAGUUAUUUAGAAGUCUAUGAUGGUCUAUGUUCCAUGAAGAAGGUAGGCCUCUCUGGUCAGAUAGCCAAAGGGAUUUCGGUUAGAAGGACUCUGGUUAGAGAGGCAAAGAACUAUGCUGCUGUAGCCGUAAUUGUGGGGAUCAGUAGCCAGGCAGCUCUAAGGGUCUGGGCUUCUACUGCUAAGUAUUGCGCCAAGCGACUGCGUCCAACCACAGAUAUUAUGGCCAUCCACAAUGGAAAAAUUGUGUUUAGAAGGUGCAACAACAAUCAACUACCAGGCCUCGGUGGAGAUCCAAAACCAAGUUUUAAUAUAAAUGAAAAUUUAAGUUUUAGAGAAAUCCAAUCUGAAUUCGGAGAUUCUGAAGCAUAUACUGAAAUAUCUAGUUUUGAACUGCUAUCAAGAGAUGAGAUUGGAGAAAUAAAGGAUGAAGUUUGCAGCACUGUAAAUGCACGUAAGAAGAGAUCAAAUUCUCUUUUUUCUGGUGAUUUUUUGGAUCAGAGACCUGGUUGGCCCCUCCUCCGAAGAGCAAGUUCAGCCAUUCCACUGAACUUGCAUUCCAGGAAACUGUCUGUAGUACAGUGGGCAAUGAGCUUACCGGAUCGCUCCUCUCAACAAGAUCCUCGCGUUUCAACAGCAGAAGAAAGAGAGAUAAGUAACAUCUUGGAAGAUAGCAAUAGGAGUAGAUCUUCUGCAUCAGGUGAACUAGAAAAUGGCUCGGAUAUUCUGCUGAAAGUAAGCUCACCUAGUUUUCUGUCAGGCAUAUGCAACAAGGUUCUGAAAGGCGCAACUUCGAAUUUUCACUCAGAAAAUUUGAUUGGGAAAGGGGGAUGUAGCAGUGUGUACAAGGGGAUUCUUCCAGAUGGCAAGCCAGUGGCAGUGAAGGUUCAGAAAUCAUCCCAGAAAGCAAUGAAAGAUCUUGCUCUUGAAGUUGAAAUCAUCUCCUCAUUGAACCACAAGCACAUCACACCUCUUGUUGAUGUCUGCAUCAAAGAUGCUGAUCUCAUUUACGUCUAUGAUUUUUUAUCUAAAGGAAGCUUAGAGGAAAACUUACAUGGAAAGAGCAAAGACAAAUCUCCAUUGUCAUGGGAACUGAGGUUCGAUAUAGCUGUUAAAAUUGCAGAAGCCCUAUACUACCUGCACAACGAAUGUUCUCGGCCUGUUAUUCAUAGAGAUGUCAAGUCUUCAAACAUUCUUCUCUCAGAUGGAUUUGAACCACAGUUGUCCGAUUUCGGGCUGGCAAUAUGGGGACCGGCAACUACAUCGUUUGUGACUCUAGGCGAUGUUGUUGGAACAUUUGGAUAUCUUGCUCCUGAAUAUUUCAUGUAUGGGAAAGUCAGCGACAAAAUUGAUGUCUAUGCUUUUGGUGUAGUUCUACUUGAAUUGCUAUCAGGAAGAAAACCAAUUAGUUCCGAGAACACCAAGAGCCAAGAGAGUUUGGUCUUGUGGGCAAAACCAAUAAUAGAGAGUGGGAAUGCAAUAGGCUUAGUGGAUCCAAACUUGAAUGGAAACUUUGAUGAGGUUCAAAUGCAACGAAUGGUUCUUGCAGCAACACACUGCAUUACACGAGCAGCUAGACUACGUCCUAAAAUGAGUGAGAUACUGAAGCUCCUAAGAGGAGAUAAAGAACCGGAAAAGUGGGUGAACCCUCAAAAUAAGGAUCUUCAGGAUCCAGAAAACCAGGAUAAUGAUGAUGAAGUUUAUCCAAACUCUAGUGCAGAGUCACAUUUAAGUCUUGCAUUGCUUGAUGUUGAUUAUGAUUCCACAUCAUUUAGUAGUUGGGAGCAUGGAAAUAAUCUUUCUAUUGAGGAGUAUUUUAAAGAUAGGUGGAGCCGAUCAUCAAGCUUCAAUUAGUUUACUUUGCACUCUAUUCAAUAUUCUUGACUACCUGUUUCAGAGCCUAGGUUAUCACAUAAUUCUGUACAAAUAGUUUGUAACCUUGUGCCUGUACAGUUAAGGGGGAAAAAAAAAGGUUUACGCCCUGCAGCGAGGUGUUUUGAAGAUGUAGACUUGUAAAAUUCUUGUUUAAAGUGAUAAUGAGAGAGGAUUAAGGUUCAAGCCUAUCAAGAGCUUGUUUUUUGAA
Populus trichocarpa (black cottonwood) is the source of this 2665-nucleotide messenger RNA. Its product is annotated as protein kinase STUNTED. Gene Ontology annotation, molecular function: protein kinase activity; ATP binding. The transcript has 11 exons. Gene Ontology annotation, biological process: protein phosphorylation. The record is from RefSeq and is a predicted model, not a curated record. NCBI's taxonomy places the organism in Eukaryota, Viridiplantae, Streptophyta, Magnoliopsida, Malpighiales, Salicaceae. Bases 394 to 2436 code for a protein of 680 amino acids.